Molecule: messenger RNA, 2394 nt
Organism: Nymphaea colorata (pocket water lily)
Lineage: Eukaryota; Viridiplantae; Streptophyta; Magnoliopsida; Nymphaeales; Nymphaeaceae
Product: vegetative cell wall protein gp1-like
Exons: 1
Coding region: 69-2183 (704 amino acids)
Source: RefSeq, a predicted model, not a curated record
CUCUCGCUCUCUUCCUCUCCCUCUUUCCCUCUCUUGCAUCUCUGGAUCUUUGGUCUAGGUUGAAGGGGAUGGCGCAGAAUCGACCACCGUGGCUCAGGCUCGCCACUCAAUUGAUUGAUCGACCACCACGAACUGCGCCAACGUUGCCGCCCCAAUCUAUGCCAGUGCUGCCACCAGAAACUCCAGCGCCACCACCUCCUACCCCAGUCUCAGCGCCACCACCCCCAGCUCCAGAACCAAAACCACUAGUUGCACCGCCUCCGGCAACAACUGCAACGGCACCGUCACCCCAAGUCCCACAACAGCCAGCACCUGCGCCAAGGCCAGUGCCAAUAGCAACACAACCUUCCCCAGCUGCACGCUCGCCUCCAACAGAGCCGUCAGCAGCACAACAGGCACCAUUGGCUCCACCAGAGCGGCCAGCUCCAGCAACACAAGCGCCACCAACUCCACCUGCACCAGCACCAGCACCAGCACCACUGGGGCCAUCAACUCCACCCGCACCUCCACCAGCGCCAGAACGAGAGCCAUUAGUGCCAUCUCCCAUACCAGCACAACUUUCACGUUCGGCUCCGCCAGCACCACCGCCUCCAAUUCCAUCAAGGCCAGCACCCGGACCACAAGCGCCAUUUCCUCCACGGGCACUACCAGAUCCAAUGCUACCUCAACCCACAGCGGCUUCAGCAUCAUUAGCGACACCACCUCCGCCUAACGCAUCGGUCACACAACCGCCUGAACCAGCACCACCAGUAUCAUCACCACCUCCGCCUAAAGCAUCAGUCACACAACCGCCUGAACCAGCACCACCAGUAUCAUCACCUCCGCCUAAAUCACCCGCCAAGCAGCCGCCUGAAACUGCACCACCAGCGUCAGUACCUCCGCCUAAAGAACCAGCCACACAAUCGCCAGAACCAGUACUACUAGCAUCAGCACCUCAGCCUAAAGCACCAGCCACACAACCGCCUCAAUCAGUACCCCAGCCUCCGGCCACCAAACCAGCACCACCAACACCCCCAUCACCUACACAACUACGAUCAUCAUCACCUUCGCCGCCCCAACCCCAAGCUUCCCAACCAUUAGACUCCACAAGGACCCCGCCUCAACCUCUACCUCCACCAGCACCGGUGCCUCCGGAAACUCGACCGACGACCCAAUCUACACCAGCCCAGCAGAUAAUGCAACUAACGCUGCCGCAACCCCAAGUUUCCCAACAGCCUCCAUCUCCAACACCAAAGCCAUCUCCACCAACCCCAACUUCUCCGCUUCACAGUCGGUCACCUCCGCCUGCAGCCGACCCAAUGCACGCUCCCUCCUGGCCGCAACUCCAGGAGGGAACCGAAGCGUCUCGUCCUUCUUCCACUCAGCCAAAAUCAGUCUUCAAACCUCCUCCAGUGUCAAUCCCGCAGCCACCAUCACCGGACUCGGGCACUCGCUCCCCACCGCCACCACCUACCCGAGAACAGCCACAUCCUCCUAUAUAUACUGACUCUGUUGUUUCUGCUAUUGUGAAGCUCCAGCCUGAGACUGAAAAAAUUGUGAAAAAAGAAACAGGAACACUCGGCAAGGAGUCGAAGCCCCAGGUCGGCGAAAACGAAACCAAGGACGUCAAGAUGGUCCUCCCAAAAAAUGAUGCACCGCCUUCCUAUUCAGGCGCCGUCGCCGGAACAGGAAGGAGCGACCAUUCCCCGCCACCACAUGUCAGGUUCAAGGAAACCAUCCCAGAUCCGAAGGUGAAAGGUGGCCGAAUAGUUCCCAUACUUGACUUGCAUGACCACGGAAUUGGAGCGGUCACCAUCUCAGGUGACAACAAGGGAGCCACCAUGGACCUAGUCUCCGGUGGCCGGGAAGGGCGAAGGGUCACGGACGAGGACGAGAGUGAGAAGAAGGAAGAAGAGAAAGGCCAGUCUGGAGGAAAAGACGAGGGGCUGACGCAUAACGAACAGGACCAUCACCAUCUUCGCCGUCAUCGUCGUCAUCUUCAGCCUGUUUCGGCCAUAGUCAACAGCAACGUCCAGACGGUGAACAACUCCAUCAUGGUGGGGUGCAACUGCGCUCACAACAACCCGGGGGUCCACCUUGGUCUGACCGGCAAGCGCACUAGCUUCAAGCCACACCAUGGCCACAAGCACGAUGAGCACCCCCCUGAGUCCGACGGCCCAAAGACUCCUCACGCCGGCCAAUAGGAGUUGGGUGCGUCAGGGUCCGAACCAUCUUUGCUGUUGCUUCGGAUUGUGUUGGCCAGGAAUCGGGCCCAACAUACAUAAAGUCUGUCCUCCUUUCUCGCUGAUCUCCAAGAAUAAAAUAAGCAUGUGACCAGUGCAUGUUUCGGACCAUGCAGUCAGUUGUUUGGGGUUCGAUUAAUGACCAAUAAGACAAUAAAAUACGUUCUUUUCA